Messenger RNA from Geodia barretti, 1794 nucleotides. The record is from the annotation of a GenBank genome assembly. NCBI's taxonomy places the organism in Eukaryota, Metazoa, Porifera, Demospongiae, Tetractinellida, Geodiidae.
AACAGCUGGGCGGUAUGUGUGGGGGUGUGUCUGUCUGUCCGCGGACCGCUCAAGCCGAGGCUCAAGCUAGCUUCUUCUGUGUCUUCAUCGAGCGAGCUUGACCUUUCACGAUGCAGGAAUCGGAGGAGCUAGACGAUAAUGAUCCCACACAACUGGCUGGUGCACAAGCAGCUACGCUAAUGACUACACUGGAAACCCAACUGAAACGCUAUACCAGGAGAGCCAAGCCAACUGGAGAGGUCCUAGGGAGUGGGACCUACGGCUGGGUAAUCGAACUAACAUCAGCGGGGGAGACUGUGGCUGGGAAGGUGUUCAGAGUGUCCGCCACUUCGCAGCUUCAGGCAUUAGCAACCAAAGUGUGCGGAGAGGUGAUCACAAUGCUGCAGCUCAGCCAUCCAAACAUUGUCCAGUGUAAAGGAGUGGCUUUACUGCCAGACAAGUCACCACUGCCUGUUCUUCUGAUGGAGCGACUGAAGACAAGUCUUCAUGCCUACCUCCUACGCCCAAACAACUCCAAUCUUCCAGUGGAGAGAAAAGUGUCCUUUUUACUAGACAUAGCUAGAGGACUGGACUAUCUUCACAGCCACACACCUGCCAUCAUCCAUCGAGACUUGACUGCCACCAACGUCCUGCUCACCUCCCAACUCACGGCAAAGAUAACCGACUUCGGGAACUCCCGUUUCCUGGACCUCGACCCCAGCACAACAUCCAGAACAUUUACCACAGUGCACGGAACUCUGGAGUACAUGCCCCCCGAGGCCCAGGGGGUGACUGCACAAGGAGUGAGCAAGAAGUUCUACCCCAGUCUGGAUGUCUUCUCCUUUGGGCACCUCUCUCUCUUCACUGUCACCCAGACUCAAGUAACCCUCCUCCCUCCCACCUCCACUGACCCUGAAACUGGUUUAGUGAAAGGGCUGUCAGCAUUGGAGAGACGUGAGCAGUUUGUGACGAAAGCCCAGCAACUCUUGCCAGAGAAUCCCGAUUUACUGCAACUUAUUCAACAGUGCCUCCACAAUCUGCCAGGAAAGAGGCCUCUAACCAGAGAAUUAGUAGAAAAACUGAGCAGCAUGACUGCUGUUGUCAUUCCUGCUGGCCAAGACAGGGGAAGAGUUGAGAGAGAUUCUGCCUCCACUCAGGGCAGAGGCACUGGAGAAGCUGCAGGUACUGUAUAUAGUCCUUAGAUACUCCUGUGAGUGAAGUUUUCUUAUUUCUUUAUCUCCAGUAGUAGACACCAGACCUCCUGCACAGUCACCUAUACAGCCUUCUAUCCCUGAGGGAGCACCAGAUGGAGGGAUUUAGGUCACAGUUGUCCCUUUCUGCAGAUUCUAUGAGUCAAAGCAGUGCCAGUUCAACAAGAAAUGUUCCAGUAGCGACACAGACUUUAAGAAUUGAUGACUUAUUUGAUGUUAAAAGUGAGUUGGAGCCAGUAACUUACAGAUGGAAACACAUCGGACGGCCCUCAGACUAGACCAAGGCCAGCUGAAGAAGAUAGAAAAGGAGAACAGAGAUGAUCUUGAUGACUGUCUAAGUGAGACCCUAAGCCUGUGGCUGAAUAAGAACUACAAUACUGAGAGAUUUGGAGAGCCAUCAUGGAAGCUACUGGCUGAAGCAGUUGGUCAUCCUGCUGGAGGGAAUAACCCUGCACUUUCCGAUGACAUAAGUAUGAAGCAUGGAGGGCAAUAGUAUGUGACUGUCUUUCGUCUUCUAUACAUUCAGUAAGCACAUAAGUGCUGGCACGGAUUGCUUUCUUCACUGGAUUAGUGUAGUGUUAUGGACCCGUAUAAUAAGUCUCUU